AUGACGUCUCCAAUCCCCCGCUCCCCUAGCCAGUACAUUCCAGUCGAUGCCAAAGUCUGGGAUAUGAUCUUCCUUGACACGAAGACUAAGGUCAACAAGAAGCAAAAAGACGCAGCUGCUCUCGUAUCUGCCUCCCAGAUCACAGCCAAGGACAUUGACAUCCGCGACUGGUCCUUUGCCGACCGUCAAAUGCUAGUCAAGGGUGACCGUAUCCAGAUCUUUAUCGACGGCGUGCUUAUAACGACAAUCUCGAAGCCUUUGCUACGCGCAACUUCUGCAACGGUUGGCGACAUUCUCAAAGACGGUACGAUCGAGCUGCCAGCAGACACUGACGAGAGCGGUGUGCUUCGUGUGGUAGAAUAUCUUCAAGCCAUCGUCAAGGUCACUGCGAAGCCGCUUCCUUUUACUCGCGCCCUGAAUAUGGCCAAGACAUUAGGUGUAUGUGCUGCAGCUCGUGCACUUGGAAUGGACAAGUACACUGUCCACUUGUACAAGAAGUGCGAAGCUCUUCUUCGACAUGAUCCGCCGGCGUACGAAGACAUUGACGCCAUCAUUGCGUUCAAGACUAGUCACGAGCGUCUUUUCAAGAUUGUCGUCAAUGGCCUCAUCAAGCAUGUAUGGGAAGGCACGAUACCGGAUCCUGAAGACUUUGCUGUUUGUCUAGCGAAAAACCCUAUUCUCGACGAUGCCAUCAAGAUAGCGGUCCAGAAGCAUGACUCCUAUCUCCGCAAGAUGAAGAGGCUUGCCAAACGCGGUGCCCGAGAGGAAGCGAAUCAGGCUCGUCACGAGGCCUAUCUCCUGGAGAAGGCUGAGCGUGCGGCCAAGAAGCAGGCAGACGAAAAGGCCUUCUUCGCUGCGAAGGCUGCGAAAGACGCGGCCUUGGACAAAUCUAUUCAGAAGAAAAUCCGGGCUAGCGAGCCAAAGGAGAGGAAGUUCACCGCGGAAGAGAAUGUGCACUACUGGCGCAUGUACAGCAAGAAGCCGCCUCAAGGAUGCUAG
Messenger RNA from Alternaria burnsii, 999 nucleotides. RefSeq lists its product as uncharacterized. The transcript has a single exon. Lineage: Eukaryota; Fungi; Ascomycota; Dothideomycetes; Pleosporales; Pleosporaceae. The coding region runs from base 1 to 999 and encodes 332 amino acids. The record is from RefSeq and is a predicted model, not a curated record.